AUGAGACAUCGGGAUAUAUUAUAUGCGAAAUUAAAAAAUCAACCAUUUAACAUUAAAUUGCAAGAGAUUUAUAAAAAGUACAGGAAUCUACUAAAUGUAACCAUAAAAAUAGCAAAAGACGUAUAUUUUUAUAAACAAAUUUCUAAUGUUAAAGGUAAUACUAAAAAAAUAUGGGAAUUUAUAAAUGAAGCCUUAGAUAAUAAAUCUAAUAAAACUAACUUUAUACCAACAAUCCUAAAUCGUCAAAAUCAAAUUGUAACAGAUAAUAUUAGUAUUGCAAAUGAGUUCAAUUCUUUUUUCGUGUCUAUAGGUACAAAUAUUUCGAAUAAAUUGAAAUCACAUCUAAACAUAAGAAAAUUUACAUUUUUAAAUGAUAUUCCAGUAAAUGAUAAAAGUAUAUUCCUAAACCCUAUUUCAACUGAUAAAAUUAAAAAAUAUAUAUUAAAUAUUAAACCAGCAUGUUCAUUCAAUAGGUGGGAAUUAACAAACACGAUUUUAAAAGCUAUUACUGUUAAUAUUCUUACACCAUUACAAUAUAUUUUUAAUCUAGUUCUUACUACUGGUGUUUUUCCACAUUCAUUCAAAAAUACGAUCAUUUUCCCGUUACACAAGAAGUUAAAUAAAAGUGAUUGUACAAACUAUCGACCAAUAGCACUUACAAUUACACUAUCCAAAGUCUUAGAAAAGUGCAUCAAAGAUAGGCUUUACAACUUCUUAGAAACAUGUUCGAUAUUUUCCUGUAACCAAUUUGGUUUCAGGAGAAACAAAGGUACCGAUAAAGAUUUAAUGACUGUAAUUAGUCACAUUUAUAACAAACUAGAUAUGAAUAGAGCAGUAAUAGGACUUUUUCUAGAUGUUAAAAAAGCUUUAGAUUCUGUUGACCAUUCAAUAUUGCUAGCCAAAUUAGAAAAAUACGGUAUCAGGGGCAAUGCAAAUAAACUUAUAUGUAAUUUUCUAGAAAAUCGUAUUCAACAAGUAAGAGUAAAUGACAGUUUAAGCGAUUAUCUGAUAUCAAAUCAUGGAAUACCACAAGGUACUGUAUUGGGUCCUCUUCUUUUUAUUGUUUAUAUUAAUGACUUAUUGAAUAUUAAGUGUAACGGAUCAAUUUUCAGUUUUGCUGAUGACACCUCAAUUAUUAUAGAUGACAUAAAUAAAAAUCAUAUUCAGAGUAAAUCGACGCAUGUAUUAAGUAUCGUCAAAACAUGGUUUGAUAAUAACCUCCUAGAACUAAAUUUAACAAAAACUUGCUUUAUGAACUUUAGUAUAAAUAAAUUGGUAUCCACUGGAAAAAAUUAUCUUAAGGCGCACCUCAUAAAUUGUAACGAAUUUAAUAUAAAUACAAUGUCUGCUAUUAGUAAUGACAGUAAGUGUAAUUGCACUUAUAUUUCUUCAGUACAACAAGUAAAAUAUCUAGGUAUUACUAUAGAUGCUAACCUUAAAUGGCAAAACCAUAUAAUUAAUACAAAUAGAAAGCUCAGACUGUUGUUCUAUAAAUUUAAAACUAUCAGCAACAUACUAUCACCAAUCACAAUGAGAAUGGUAUUCGUAUUGGGAGUUGGGGUGGUGCAUACGAUAUAUAUCUAA
Macrosiphum euphorbiae (potato aphid) is the source of this 1584-nucleotide messenger RNA. The record is from the annotation of a GenBank genome assembly. Lineage: Eukaryota; Metazoa; Arthropoda; Insecta; Hemiptera; Aphididae.